Molecule: messenger RNA, 2343 nt
Organism: Alternaria ventricosa
Lineage: Eukaryota; Fungi; Ascomycota; Dothideomycetes; Pleosporales; Pleosporaceae
Exons: 2
Coding region: 1-2343 (780 amino acids)
Biological process (GO): siRNA processing
Cellular component (GO): nuclear RNA-directed RNA polymerase complex
Molecular function (GO): RNA-directed RNA polymerase activity
Source: RefSeq, a predicted model, not a curated record
AUGGAGAAUGUGAAGAAGCCCAAAACCGCUCGACCCAAGGACAUGGUCUAUGACAAAAGGAUCGUGCUGUUCGCCACCGAAGGAUGUGGAAUUGAGCAACCCUAUUCAGUGGGUCAAAUGCUCGAUCGAUUCCUACCAUUCUACAUCAACAGACACCAAGGUUUCUGCAAAGCCUUUGCUCGAAUUGAAUUGGGGCUUUCUCGAACCACCCCUACCUUGUGCUUUGAAACGUCACAAAUCAUCCACGUGGAUGACGAAUUGGCCACAAAUGAUCCGGAGGACACUCUGUACAAUGACUCGAACUUAGAGUGGCAAGCAAUUCCGGGUGGCACGGUCAUGAACGAUGGAUGCUCAGUCAUCUCCGUUGGCGCUGCAUUAGCCAUAUGGCAGCUAUACAAGAAAACAACCGGGAUGAAGGGACCUUUACCCAGUACGUUCCAGGGACGCAUUGGCGGAGCCAAGGGACUUUGGAUGAUUAGCGCGGAAUCCUACACCAAAAAUCCGGAGCAUCUUAAGCACUGGAUCAAGAUCAAUAGGAGUCAGUGGAAGUUUCAUCCACCCGCCGACGAUUCAAUGCACCAUCAUCGAACCUUUGAAGUGUCCAACUUCAGUUCUCCGCCUUCACAGUCGGAAUUGCAUAUAUUGUAUAUACCCAUUCUGGUCGAUCGGGGCGUGAAGAGAGAAGUUAUUGCUAGUCUCAUGGAAGAGCGACUCGAAAGCGAACGCGAGAAGCUGCUACAUUUACUACCAGAUCCAGUCAAGGUCUACGAAUGGGUUCAUCAGAACGGUGCGAAGACUCAGGCUGAACCUGACUGGCAAGCUGCACUGCCGGUAUCCUUAGAGGAAAAGUUGAAGUUCUUGCUCGAGGUGGGCUUCGUACCUACCAAGUUUCCCUACCUUGCCAGGAGUCUCGAACGCUUUAUCCAGACAAAGCAUGUCUUCCAGGAAUCCAAGCUACGUGUGCCUCUCGCAAAGUCCGCGUAUUUUUAUGGAAUAGCAGAUCCUUUUGGAGUCUUGAAACCAGGAGAGAUUCAAGUACAGUUCUCAUCCUCAUUUAUCGACGAGGAUACGGAUGAAAAGUACCUCUGCCUUAGGGACAUGGAAGCUCUCGUCACUCGUCAGCCUGCUUGUCGCCGCUCGGACAUUCAAAAAGUCCGCACGGUCAUACGACCUGAACUGUCGCAUCUGGUCGACGUGGUGGUUUUUCCUUGCAAAGGCCGAUUCCCACUAGCUGGGAAGCUGCAAGGAGGCGAUUACGAUGGUGAUAUGUUCUGGGUUUGUUGGGAACCUAAACUUGUGCGCCCUUUUCUGAAUGCUCCAGCGCCAAUGACUACCCCCAAGCCUGCAAAAUACGGCAUAGAGACACGGACCGAGAAGCUCGAAGAUAUCAUGAACACCAGCGAACCUGAAGAGGUGGACAACUUCCUCAGUAGAGCUUUCGAGUUUCGUAACAACUCAUCGCUGCUUGGUCUAGUCACCACUUUCGCAGAGAAACAAGCAUACACCGAAAACCGCAUUCAUUCCCGGGUACUUGAACAACUGUACGAUAUGCACGAUUUGCUAGUCGAUGCGUCCAAACAGGGUUAUGUAUUUACGCAGACAAAGUUUGAUAAAUACGUGGCCCGAUUGAAACCAAGACAGCCGCGUUAUAAGGAAGAGAUGAAAAAAUGCGCCAGCAAGGGGGACUCAGCAGGUGUUGAGAAAAUCCGCAAAGCAGAUCGGCGAGUCCGAUCCAACCACAUCAUCGACUAUCUCUACUUCGACAUUGUAAGAGCACACAAUAUCGAGACAAUGCGUCAAGUCAAAUCCAUUCUCUCGGAAGCUAUUGAGCCAGACGACGCGCUUUUGUAUCCAAUCGAUCACCUCGCCAAAAAGGGAUCGGAAACUAUCAAGCAAGAAAUCCUCUCUCUGACAAGAAAGCUGGACGACGUCAAUUGUACUUGGAAUGCCGGCUGGCAUGGGGAUGUGAGCACGACGGAGCGGCUUAAUACUGUUGUAAACAAUUGCUAUCAGAAGUUCCAGGCUGUCCAGCCCGAAAACCCGGGCGACACCGAUAUCCAGCCUCUGCUUGAUGAUUACCUUACGCCCGGUUCAUGCAUGUGGGACACCAUCAAGGCAUCAGCGUUAUAUGCACAGUUCAAGAGGCCGGAGAAAUCCAGUUUCGUUCUGAAAAUGGCAGGACGAGAGCUUGCGAGUCUCAAGGCAAACAGCUCUGAGAAAUCCAGAGCUAUAGUCUCGUCCAUACGCAUGAACAUGAAGCCGAAACCAAUCAAGGCACAGGUCCAGUACGAAGAGGAAGAAGAAGACGACUUUCAGACCGCGCUCGAGGAGCUCACCUUGUAG